AUGUCUCCGCCCGCAAUCAUUGCCCCCUCGAUCCUCAGCGCCGACUUUGGAAAACUCGGCGCAGAAUGCGCAGACACAAUCGGCCGCGGAGCUGACUGGCUUCAUGUCGACAUCAUGGAUGGCCAUUUUGUCCCCAACAUGACAUUUGGUGCACCCGUCGUAACCAAGAUCCGCUCGCACGUCGCAAAGCCGUCCACACCGGGGGAGCGAGGCACCUUUGACUGCCACAUGAUGAUCGCUGAGCCUCAAAAAUGGGUUGCCGAAUUCAAGGCCGCCGGCUGCGAUCUGUACUGCUUCCAUUAUGAAGCCGCAAUCUCGUCGACCGCCGCCAAAGAGCCGGCCGACGCCCAGACGACUCGCAACACCUCCCCCCGAGAACUCAUCCGCUACAUCCACGAACAGGGAAUGAAAGCGGGUAUUGCCAUAAAGCCUGAUACAUCAGUGGACGUCCUCUGGGAUAUCCUCGAGAAUAAGGAAGAGGCUGAGCGGCCAGACAUGGUCCUUGUAAUGACAGUCCACCCUGGUUUCGGCGGUCAGAAAUUCAUGGCUUCAGAACUGCCCAAGGUCACAGCCCUUCGCAAAAAGUACCCUAACCUGAACAUCGAAGUCGAUGGGGGCUUGGGACUGGGAACUAUCGACCAAGCAGCAGAUGCCGGCGCCAAUGUGAUUGUUGCCGGAUCUGCUGUGUUUGGCGCUCAGGAUCCAAGGGAGAUCAUCAGUAAGCUGCGCGAGGCCGUCGAGUCGAGACGGCAUUGA
Messenger RNA from Talaromyces rugulosus, 756 nucleotides. RefSeq lists its product as uncharacterized. Gene Ontology annotation, biological process: carbohydrate metabolic process; pentose-phosphate shunt, non-oxidative branch; pentose-phosphate shunt. The record is from RefSeq and is a predicted model, not a curated record. Lineage: Eukaryota; Fungi; Ascomycota; Eurotiomycetes; Eurotiales; Trichocomaceae. Gene Ontology annotation, molecular function: metal ion binding; D-ribulose-phosphate 3-epimerase activity. Bases 1 to 756 code for a protein of 251 amino acids. Gene Ontology annotation, cellular component: cytosol. The transcript is spliced from 3 exons.